AUGACGAUAAAUCCCGAGCCUUCAAACCCGGAUCCGAAUGAGUCUGGUGCUGCCACUAAACAGUCAUCGUCGUCGCAACGAGGAAAACGCAAGCGGGAUGUUGAAGAUGUUUCCCCCAUCGGGAGUCCAACUUCCAGCCAGUCGAGCAAUUCGAAGACCAGAAAAGAUGGAAAGAAAGGCAAAGGGCGGCCGAGUCUCAAGAAAGAAGCUAGCAGCGUCGUGAUACCUUGCGUCGUAGAAUGGCCAGAGGAAUUCAAACAAAUCGAACGAACACAUCGCGCUCUGAACCUGGUUUACACCUUCUGCACGACUCGGAAACAUCUUGCCACAACAUUUGACACGAUAAAAUCUGCCGUUGAAGGCCAUAUCAAGAGGGAGUUACUGAUUGAUGAGAUUGCUUCCAUGGUAGCACUCCGUCCUGAGGGCAUCUAUUUUGCAUAUGUCGACGAGACUAUGCUGCAACUGGACGUCAAGGGCGCUGAAAAAGAUGAGAUAUUUCGGACUGGAAAGUCAUACAGGUCUCAAGCACCAGCACAUGACGCUUCGGUAGGCGGAUAUACUGGCCUGGAGAGCCUUGACAAGAAUCACGAUCGAGAUCUUGAACCUAUGGGGCGGGAGGUGCUUUUUCUAGAGUUCAUUGAUGGAGAUCUUAAGAGACAGGUUCAAGGGAAGGGAGGUGAACCGGUGAAACCGAACCGAAAACUUCGAGAUGAACAGCUGAAGAUGCCUGUUUUUAGUCAAAAACAGAUGACAAACCUGAUUGAGAGACGCAAUCAGAAGUUUACCAACGCUAUUAACACGUUUCUCAACAAAUGCAUAGAAAAUGGGCACAACCCUCUCGAAACCCUCAAAGAGCAGACGAAAUCAUACAUUCCAGUUCCAUCUGUCAAAGAAGAAUUCGCCCCAGAAAAGGCAGCUGAAACUAUUCCGGAAAGUAUCCCAAAGGAACGAAAGACGAUACCAGAGAUUGUACAAGAGCUUAAGGAGAGCCCUUGGUACACUGGCCAAAUUGUCCCAGACGGGCACCGAGUGUUUGAACAACAAGAUCCUGUGUAUGGGGACCUCAAUUUUCUACUGAGCCAGGAUUUGGUCAAUGCUCUGUACAAUGCUAAAGGGAUUACUCGGUUCUUCGCACAUCAGUCAGAAGCCCUCAAUAGUUUACAUGAUGGCAAACAUGUUGUCGUGUCAACAUCGACGAGCUCAGGUAAGAGCUUGAUCUAUCAGCUUCCUGUCAUUCGCGCUCUGGAGGAAGAUUAUAAUUCGAGAGCCAUAUACAUCUUCCCUACAAAAGCGCUGGCGCAGGAUCAGAAAAGGAGUUUGAAAGACAUGAUGAGCUAUAUGCCUGGUCUUGAGGAGACGAUGAUUGAAACUUUUGAUGGCGACACCCCAAUGACUGAGCGUAAUGAUAUUCGCGAGCAAGCAAGGAUCAUCUUUACCAAUCCUGAUAUGCUUCACAUCACUAUAUUACCCCAAGAAGAGCGAUGGAGGUCAUACUUGAAGAACCUGAAAUAUGUCGUUGUUGAUGAAUUACACUACUACAAUGGCCAAAUGGGCUCUCAUAUGUCCUUCAUCAUGCGGAGACUGAGAAGAAUAUGCGCCGCUGUAGGAAAUCGGCGUGUUAAGUUUAUCUCAUGCUCUGCUACAGUUGCAAACCCUGAGCAACAUUUCAGAACCAUAUUUGGCAUCGACAACGUUCAACUAAUAGAUUAUGACGGAUCCCCAUCAGGACGCAAAGAAUUCCUCUGCUGGAAUACUCCGUACAAGGACCCUGGCGACCCUGCAUCUGGCCGAGGCAGUACGAAGUUUGAGCAGGAACUUGAGAACCUCGGACGGCCAGAAUGCACCAACCUUGUGAUGGGAUACCGUGGCGGCUACACAGCACAGGACCGACGAAGAAUCGAGACUGAAAUGUUUCAGGGGCAACUUCUUGGGAUUGUUGCAACGACUGCGCUGGAGCUCGGCAUUGAUAUCGGCUCACUUGAUUGUGUCAUGACCUGGGGGUUCCCUUACACAAUCGCCAACUUGCGCCAACAAAGUGGCCGCGCUGGCCGACGCAACAAGGAUUCUCUUUCAAUACUUGUUGGUGACGGGUUUGCUACAGACCAGUAUUACAUGCAAAACCCGGAUGAGCUAUUCACAAAACCAAAUUGCGAGUUGCAAGUGGAUCUGGAGAACAUGCUGGUGCGUGAAGGGCACAUCCAAUGCGCAGCAUAUGAAAUGCCAAUACGACCAAAGGAGGACGCAAAAUACUUUGGCAGAGACUUGCCGAAAAUCUGCGUGGAGCGUUUAAUAAGGGAUGACAUGGGGUUCUAUCACUGCCACGAUCGAUUCCGGCCUAUCCCUGCAAAGUAUGUUGCUAUCCGAGACACAGAAGAUGACCAUUUUGCCAUUGUUGAUAUCACCAACGGCCGCAACAUCGUAUUGGAGGAACUGGAGGCCUCAAGAGCAACUUUUACUCUUUACGACGGAGCCAUAUUCCUUCACCAGGGUAAUCCAUACCUUGUGCGAGACUUCCAACCUGACAAAGGGAUGGCCAGGGUGGAAAGAGUCAAGGUGGAAUGGACGACUGUUCAGCGUGACUAUACCGAUAUAGACCCUACUGAGACAGAAGCUAUCCGCACGAUUUCAGAUUCUCGGUCGCACGCUUAUUAUGGGACAAUCAAGAUACAACAAAACGUCUUCGGCUUUUGGAAGGUUGACAAGAAGAACAGGGUACUGGAUGCGGUACAAGUGGACAAUCCGCCUGUAAUUCGAUUCAGCAAGGGGAUGUGGCUUGAUGUGCCCAAGAAGGCAAUGUCUAUCCUUCAAGGGCGGCGACUUCACAUUGCGGCCGCGAUACAUGCUGCCGAACAUGCCAUUAUGAGCUUACUGCCAGCAUUUGUUAUUAGCAUGCCUGGCGAUGUGCGGACCGAGUGUAAGACGGCAGUUAAAGAGUUUGCGAAACAGGAGUCACAACGUAAACGUCCAGCGCGGUUAACUUUUUACGAUGCCAAAGGUGGUGCAGGCGGCUCAGGCAUCAGUACCAAAGCGUUCGAUCACGUAGAUCACUUACUGAGGGAUGCUCUGAAACGAGUUGAAAACUGUCGUUGCGAGCGAGGCUGUGUGGAAUGUGUGGCAUCGGAGCAAUGCAAACAGGCCAACGAAGUGAUGAGCAAAGCAGGAAGCCUGGUUAUCCUCAAGACUCUAUUAAAUUUCGAAGUGGACAUAGAUUCACUGCCGAUGGGACCAGAGCUGAAUAUCCCUAUGGGUACUGAAACAGUCGUACUUGCGGAACCAGUCCCGUAUCGGGCCAAAGAGGCAGUUUUCGAAAACGGGAUCAAUACUAGGGCGGCUGUGUUGGAGGAAUCUGGGGACGGCGCCAAGACUGGGGAUUCUGGAACAACAGAUGGUGGCGGAGGUUUUGAGCAGUGGCUUGCAGAUUCGAUAUGA
Fusarium poae is the source of this 3429-nucleotide messenger RNA. RefSeq lists its product as uncharacterized. Bases 1 to 3429 code for a protein of 1142 amino acids. The record is from RefSeq and is a predicted model, not a curated record. The transcript has 3 exons. Gene Ontology annotation, molecular function: ATP binding; nucleic acid binding. Lineage: Eukaryota; Fungi; Ascomycota; Sordariomycetes; Hypocreales; Nectriaceae.